Molecule: messenger RNA, 665 nt
Organism: Pistacia vera
Lineage: Eukaryota; Viridiplantae; Streptophyta; Magnoliopsida; Sapindales; Anacardiaceae
Product: protein AGENET DOMAIN (AGD)-CONTAINING P1-like
Exons: 2
Coding region: 105-548 (147 amino acids)
Source: RefSeq, a predicted model, not a curated record
UCUCAAGUUCAACCUAUUUGCUCCCACUCCCAUGAGAAAAACAAGAAACUAGAAAUUUUCUCCUCUUUAAACCUUUCCAAAUUCUGUCUCUUUAGGUCAAAGCAAUGGCCUUUCACCACAAAGAAACAGUAGAGAUACACAAGAAACAAAAAGGGUUCUCGGGGCCAUACUACACUGCAACAAUACUUGCUGCAAUAGGAAAAACCAAAUACUUGGUUAGAUACGAGACACGUUUUGCUGAAGACAGAACAAGAUUGUUAACUGAAGCUGUUGAUGAAGCGGAUGUUAGGCCUCUGCCACCCACGAAUUUGGAGGUGUCAGACAAUAUUGUUGAUGCUUAUGUUAAUGAUGGAUGGUGGGUGGGAAGAAUUGUAAGAAAAGUUGAUCCAAAUUAUUAUGUAAAGUUGGAGAGUAGUGGUAAUGUGGUGCAUUGUCCUUUUUAUAAAGUCAGGAUUCAUCUUGAAUGGGAAGAUGGAAAGUGGGUUUAUCCUGGAAAUAGGCCUGAAACUGGUGAUGAUCAAGCAAGUUCCAGCGAGCACGGCAGUUAGUUUUCUCUUCUAAUACCUGGAAACAUUGGCAAAAUAGCAACACUUUAACCAUAUGGGAUAUUAUAUGGGCUUCUUUUGUUCUUGUAGAGCUCAGUCCAUAACAGCAAUCUGACAAUC